CGCCCCGGUCACGUGAGCCGUCAGCUGUGCUUCAGCACAUCCGCCUGACUCGCCUGUGUUUACAAAUCAGCAGACACGGCAACACGACGGAAUGGCGAGACCUGCGUGAUUCAUACAGAUAAGAACGAUUCCAUCAUUCGACUGAGGGGAAUCCCAACGCUCUCUCUGACGGUCCCGCUGGGUCGCAGACAUGCAGCACCCAAACUUCGAGACCCACCACCCGCUGCAGACCAGUGAGCAGCAGGAGACGGGCUUUGACCCACUGCACAACUUCAACCAGAACCACCGGGGAUCUCUGGACAGCAGUACUUACUCCCAGUCCCAGGCGACCUUCCUCUCGUAUAGGAGAGAGUGGGACGACCUGUUCCUCAAUAGUAACUACCUGGCCAGGACGCGGCAGGCUGGCAUCAGCGGGCGUCUCCGUAGCAGCCGCUUCCGCAGUGUGUGCUGGAAGUUGUAUUUGGAGGUGCUUCCUGAAGACAAGGGGGAGUGGAUCAACAGAAGCAAGGAUGUGCGUGCCCAGUAUGAGAAGAUCAAAGAGAAGCACAUCACCAACCCACGUAAGGCCGCGGGUCAGCAGGACCUGGUAGUGAACAACCCCCUCUCCCAAGACGAAGGGAGCCUGUGGAACAAGUUCUUCCAGGACAAGGAGCUGAGGAGUAUGAUCCGGCAGGAUGUGAUGAGAACGUUCCCCGAGAUGCGUUAUUUCCAGGAGGAGGAUGUGAGGACCAAGCUUACAGACAUCCUCUUCUGCUACGCCAGGGAGAAUGAACAGUUACUGUACAAGCAGGGCAUGCACGAGUUGCUGGCUCCCAUCGUGUUUGUGUUGCACUGCGACCACCAGGCUUUCCAGCAUGCCAGUGAGACGGCCAACCCCAGCGAGGAGAUGAUGACUCUGCUGGACCCUAACUACCACGAGCACGACUCCUAUGCCAUGUUUUCCCAGCUGAUGGAGACGACGGAACCCUGGUUCUCCAGCUUUGAGAGGCAGAUCAGGAAGGGGAAGGAAGAGAUGCUGACCACCAUCCCGUUUGCCCGGCCUCAGGACACCGGCCCCUCUGUUGCCAUAGUGACCAAAGUCAACCGUAUCCAGGACCAGCUUGUGAAGAAGCACGAUGUGGAGCUGCACAUGCACGUCAACCGGCUGGAGAUUGCCCCCCAGAUCUAUGGCAUCCGGUGGGUGCGUCUGCUCUUCGGCCGGGAGUUCCCCCUGCAGGACCUGCUGGUGGUGUGGGACGCUCUGUUCGCAGACAGCAUCACCCUGGACCUGGUGGACUACAUCUUCGUGGCCAUGCUGCUCUACAUCCGAGACGCGCUGAUUGCUAGCAACUUCCAGACCUGCCUGGGCCUUCUUAUGCACUACCCUCCCAUCGGAGACAUCCAUUCACUGCUCCACAAGGCCCUGUUCCUCCGAGAUCCCAAGAACAAUCCGCGGCCCUUCAACUAUCAGUUCCAACAGAACCUGGACUACUACAAGACGAGGGGAGCGGACCUGGUCGACAAGACCCGCGCCCCCGGCAGUGCCAAAGCGCCCCCCCUCAACAUCAACAAGGUGUCCAGCAGCCUGCUCAACUUUGGCAGGAAGCUCAUCUCCCCGGCCGUCCAGGGCAGCCCGGCCGUCUUCUCGCCCAUCAACACCGAGGUGCACUCCUCCUCCUUCACCGCCGCCGCCGCGCCUCCCGUCUCCUCCUCCUCCUCCUCCUCCUCCUCCUCCUUCUCCACCCCGGGGCCCAUGCAGCCGCCUCCGCCCCGCCCCCUGCUGGAGACGCUCAACAGCCAGGGCCCAGAGCAGCACCCGCGCCUGCUCAAGUCAGAGAGCAUGCCCGCGCACCUCAGCAAAGAUGUAGUUUCAGGCGACACGUCACAGGAAACUCUCCCAGUUCAGAAUUACAAUGACACACAAGGGCAACGGUCCAGGGCGGUGAGCUCCUCCCCCAGCGUGGAGAGCCUGGGCAUCGGGGGGCGGGGUCACAGCACGGCCUCCCCUCCCCUCCCGCCCUCCAGGGGGAGCGACGCCAGCGCCGCCUCCCCGCCGCUCUCCGCCAGCAGGAAGGAGUCCUUCUUCAACAUCACGCGCUCGCGCUCCCACAGCAAGAGCAUGGGCAAGAAGGACAACGAGGAAGAUUUGGAGGCCCAGGUGUCCUUCCUACAGGGCCAGAUCAACGACCUGGAGGCCAUGAGCAAGUACUGUGCCAAGAUGAUGAACACGCACAUCUGUAAGAUCCAGGACGUGAUUCUACAGGAACACAUAGAGAAGGAAGAUGAGGUGCUGGUGUCCCUGGCUGGACUCAAGCAGAUCAAAGACAUCCUCAAGGGGGCGCUGCGCUUCAACCAGAGCCAGCUGGAGGCUGAGGAGAAUGAGGAGAUCUCCAUCGCUGACGACCACUACACCAUCGCCUCCAACGCCGCCGCCGCCGCCGCCGCCGCUGCCUCUGCUGCCACCGCCACCGGCGAACGACCACCCACCAGCAGUCUACCGGGCCGCGAGUCGGAGCGCGACCGCAGCCUGAGCGUGGAAGACGAAGAAGAAGAGGAGGAGGAAGAGAAGGAGGAGGUGAAGGAUCCACAGGUCCACACGCCACAAGAAAAACAGGUGGCGCCACCAGCAGCUCCAGAGGGGAAGCACUUUGACGACUACAUCCUGGUGUCCCAGGAGGGAGAACUGCCGGCGCCGGUCGGGGGUAGCGCCCGGGGGGGGGACAUCGGCGAAGGAGGAGGCGGAUCCACGCCUCCCGUCAGGAGGGGGCGGGGCUCGGUGCGUCUGGAGCCCGAGGGCUUGGCCGGGGGCUUCCAGGACCCCCUGAUCGCCUGCGUGGUCACCUCUGGCUCCUCCAGCCCAGACGAGGGCUCCACCAACAGCAAAGACUCUGACUUCACCAUCGUCAACCCAAAUGAUCUGUGAACGCGCCGCGCACUCGGAGGAUGCUCUCUCCCCUUCACCCGCGGUAAAGAAUACAAACUUGCACCUGUGGACUAAAGACACUUUCCUAGCUUUGUUAGAUCAGCCACUUUGCCAUCGAUACCUUAUAACCUAUCCCCCUCUCUCUCUCUCGUUGUUCUUUUUAUUAUUCUCUGACCUGAGGCUGUACGCUAUCUACAUUUACCUGCCGUAGGCCUGUCCUCUCCCUCUAUGCUUAGGCUUCCUCUGGCAACCAUCUAACCUCACUCAUCCCAUGACUUUUAACCGUAGCGCCAUUUUCUGUCAGCAGGGGGCGCCAACAGACCACGUUACUGUGUCUCGAUGCCGUUGCGCUCCAAACUUCACGUUAAGAACUGGGAGUCAAAGCUCCCUAGUACUUGCCAUAAGCCAACUGUACUAAUUGCAAAAUCUCUGGCUGUCCCCGAGUGCGGAGACAUAGCCAAUAUUCUGUCUCUGUAAUGUCUGUCACCGAUGUGAAUGCGAGGGAAGACACUGUAUAUUGGAUUCUGGCCUCUUCUGUCUUUUUCUACCAGUGCCUCAAACUGUUUUUCACUCGACGCAACUAAACCCAAUGUUCUUAUGUUAACGUGUUUUUUUUGGUUUUGUUUUUUAAGUAUAUUUUAAAUCCAUAGAACCACAUUUACGAGUCAUAAAUGAUUAAAAUAUGUGGUAGGGAAUAGGGUUGUCUUCGGUUUUUUUUUACAUAGAUUCCAAUAGAAACGUUUUACCUGUUUUACUUUGUUCUGCUAUGUUUCUGCUCACCUGCAGUUAGCCAUGAAAGAAGUAUGCAUGGAGAAUGGCCCUCUUCGCUUACCAUCCAAUGUAAUUAAUUGUAGAUCAAUAAAAACAACAUCGCUAUUCCAUGUUUA
Gadus morhua (Atlantic cod) is the source of this 3789-nucleotide messenger RNA. RefSeq names its product TBC1 domain family, member 5 (gene tbc1d5). Gene Ontology annotation, molecular function: GTPase activator activity. The record is from RefSeq and is a predicted model, not a curated record. Gene Ontology annotation, biological process: activation of GTPase activity. The coding region runs from base 191 to 2902 and encodes 903 amino acids. The transcript has 23 exons. Lineage: Eukaryota; Metazoa; Chordata; Actinopteri; Gadiformes; Gadidae.